UAUUUUUUAGUAAAUUUGUCUAGAAUUUUGCGAUUUACUUUUUUCGAAGGAAUUUGACGUCGAUGGAAAAUUCGCUGUUUCACUGACAGGAAUCUAUUUCGUUUCUAAAAUAACUGUGCGACCUUUUCUUCGACGAGAACGGGAAAAAACGAUAAAUGUUUCGAAAAAAAAAGACAAAUUGUAUAUCCUCACGGUUACCAAAGUUUUUUUUCUCGUAUUUUCUUCUUUUCUUUUCCUUCUAUUUCGUAGAGAAUUCAUAAGUUCGGUUAUAGUAAUUCCGAACGAAGGAACUUUUCAACUGAAUUAUAGGGUAAUGAGAAAGGGUUGAUAUAAUUGUAGAGCUUAGAAACUUUGAAAAUGGAAGAGCUUGAAACUAGCUCUUCUUACAAUCCAGCCAUUAUUUUUUACUAAAGACGUAUUAACUACUUGAUUAAGGGAAAUUGCAUAAUCGAUGGGCUAAAGAAGAAAAAGAAAAAAAAAAGUAAGAAAGAAAGGAUAGGAUAACUGUAUCAUUCAUGCGCAUUUACCAUUCUAUUGUUGUAAUCCAUUAUUAGAGGUUCGUCGUCUAGCAGACCUAUCAAUUUUUCUUACCAAAACUUGGAUAACUUUUUUUCCUUCGAACGUCCAAGUUUACCUCUGGAGUGGAUCGGCAGUUCGAGGGCCAGUUUCUUGACAACUUUCGUGCGAAUCAAAUGGAAAAUGAAGGAAAAGGUGUUGAAUCCUCAUAUGCCAUUAAAGUGUUAACAUGGAACGAACGAUUGCUUCGUAUUUCGGGUAUUUGGCCCUUGCAAGUACGCGACUCGAUAUUUUUAAUAUAUUUUAUCUACGGAUGUCUCAUCACGUCUGCGAGUUUUCUCAAUCUCUUCGAUCAUUUGUUGGAUUUCGAUUAUAUUAUCAUUAACCUUGUAGAAAAUAUAUUAAUGUCUACUACUCUUAUGAAGAUGAUCACUUGCAGAAUAAACAGCCGACCGAUUGCUCGGUUCCUGAAAGAAAUUCAACAAGAUUUCUCCGAUAAAAAUUAUCGUAAUACGGAGGAGAGAUCGAUAUUUUAUUAUUACAAUAAAUUAUCCUAUAGAUUUAUCGCGAUAACUGUAUCAUCGAUGACCCUGGUACUCGUCUCGUAUUUCGUUAGAGAAGCUCUAACGUCUGUGCAAUCGGUUAUGCCCAAUGCAACUUUCGAGUAUCAAUUACCUUACAAAAUAAAGCCACUCAUAAAGCCAAAAAAUACGAUGAGUUUCCUCCUUGGAUGUAUAUAUCAGAGCCUGUCCAUUCCUCUGAUCGUUUCCGCUUACGUUGGAGUCGAUUGCCUUUUCGCUAGUUCGGCCCUUCAUAUAACUGCCCAAUUCGCGAUACUAAAACACCGAAUUGCGGAAAGUUUAGAGGAUAGCGAACGAGGUUUAAGGAAAGUAAUCCUUGAACAUUGUCGUCUAAUCAGAUUGGCAGAAACAUUGGAAGAUAAUUUUACUGCAAUUAUUUUUCAACAAUUAUUAGCGACUACGUUUCAGCUUUGUUUGGCUGGCUAUCAGAUGCUCGUGUCUUUGGCCAAAAAAGAAGAUGAUCAAGUUAUUCUUUUUCUAAUACAUGCUUGUGGAUUAUCGACUACGUUAUUUGUAUAUUGCUACAUCGGCGAAGGUCUCAUUCAGGAAAGCAUGAACUUGAACGAAGCGUUUUACAACAUCAAAUGGUACGAUACGUUAUCGACAAAUUUCAAAUUAAUUUACAUUUGCAUGAUGCGCACGAGUAAACCACUCCAACUGACAUCUGCCAAAUUUCGCGCCUUAUCGUUGUACACUUUUACCGAUAUACUGAAGACAUCUAUGGGAUACUUAUCCGUUCUACGAACAUUUUUAUAAAUUGAUUUACCCGUUAAAGUGUUUAUA
Messenger RNA from Polistes canadensis, 1880 nucleotides. Its product is annotated as odorant receptor 47a-like. The transcript is spliced from 7 exons. The record is from RefSeq and is a predicted model, not a curated record. The coding region runs from base 693 to 1853 and encodes 386 amino acids. Gene Ontology annotation, molecular function: odorant binding; olfactory receptor activity. Gene Ontology annotation, cellular component: plasma membrane. Gene Ontology annotation, biological process: sensory perception of smell; detection of chemical stimulus involved in sensory perception of smell. NCBI's taxonomy places the organism in Eukaryota, Metazoa, Arthropoda, Insecta, Hymenoptera, Vespidae.